Cynara cardunculus var. scolymus (artichoke) is the source of this 1071-nucleotide messenger RNA. RefSeq lists its product as uncharacterized. Lineage: Eukaryota; Viridiplantae; Streptophyta; Magnoliopsida; Asterales; Asteraceae. The record is from RefSeq and is a predicted model, not a curated record. The coding region runs from base 1 to 1020 and encodes 339 amino acids. The transcript is spliced from 2 exons.
AUGUCAUUAGACAUGAGAAGUAAUGAACCAAAUGAAAACAGCAACGCUCUUGUUUUAUCAAGAAUCCGGGGUGGACUGGAGGUUGCCGUGGAUAACGUUUUUGGUCGGAGCCAAAAUGAACUGAACCUCAAAUCCACCAUCCACCGCCAUUACAAACAAAUGGUCUUCCUAAUCCUCCUCACACGCCUCCACCAGUCACCGCCGCCGUUGCAGCUUCUACUGUCUCACGAUCAGCAGCUAUGGCCGCCGAUCGACCGGUCGGCCUUUUUCUCCAUAAACCACACGCGUAUGUUGCGUCAUCGGAUUCACACCAAGAGUCGCCGCUGGGACUCGAAUGCAGAGACGUUUCGAACACAGAACUUCGAUUUUAACUCCACAGACGAAGACGAUGAUGAUUUUGAAGAAGAAGAUGAUGAUGAUGAUGAUGAUACAAUACAGUGGCUUGACAUCCUUGAGGACUUCAUUGACGGUGUGUGGAUUUUUAAGGUAUUCAGAUCAUUUGGGUGGAUGCUUCCUGCAAUAAUCUCAUCUUUGCUGUUAACAUCUGGUCCGAAAGCAUUUCUUAUGGCAUUAGCUAUUCCCCUAGGCCAGUCGGUGCUUUCUUUGGUAUUCCAGACGGUAUGGGGAAGGCCAAAGAAUAGAACGAAGAGCCAAGGCAAGAAGAGCAAGAGCAAGAGGAGACCACCACAACCACCACCGCCACAAAGUGCCGCAACUUCUGUGGAUAUAGACGACGAACAAGAAGACAAGUAUAUGAGAGGAGAAAGAAAGAGGGCAGCAACUGGGUAUCAAACAUGGGUGGCUGGAGAUGGUGGUUCAAGUAGCAAUGGUUCAUCAUCAAGUUUUGGUGGCUGGGAAGAACUGGAUAGAAGAGGUGGGUCUAAAUCUAAUACAGAUCGAAGACGAAAGACAUCAAAGAGUACAUUGAGCAGGAGAGAAAGAAGAAGCCAGACACCAUUACUUUUGAGAUUGUUGAUUGCAGUCUUCCCAUUUUUGGGUUCGUGGACUAGAUUGCUAUAAGAUUGUACUUGCAGAAGGUAUUUCUAUUCAAUUAAACAUAUUUUGUUCAAC